Molecule: messenger RNA, 1244 nt
Organism: Haliotis rufescens (red abalone)
Lineage: Eukaryota; Metazoa; Mollusca; Gastropoda; Lepetellida; Haliotidae
Exons: 6
Coding region: 207-638 (143 amino acids)
Source: RefSeq, a predicted model, not a curated record
UUGACAGCACCAUACCCGGAGACAAACUCCCAUCGUGAAGUCUGGAGUGCAAUCUGCAGUCGGAGCUGGUUCUUGACAUCAAGUCUUUCUACAGAGAGCUCUGGCUUUCAGAUGUGUGACGCAUGUAAAGCUGCCGAUGGGCUUUUCUGUGCAGCAGCAGCAAGGCAUUCUGGGACAGUAUUGAAAGUUCAUCGUGCUGUACGCGGAUGGACAGACUGGUAGCUAGCUCGUUUUGGAAGAAUCCUAAAAGAUCAACGAAGAAAUUGUGCUGGUUCGCUGGAGAAAUGUCACGAGAUGAGGCAGAAAGAAAGUUGGAUGGGAAAGUACCAGGAACAUUCAUGAUCAGAAUGAGCGCGACUCAUAGGGAAGAAGGAAGUUUUGUGCUGUCACUGGUCAUGGCUGAUGAAACCACCGAACAUUUCCUCAUCGAGGGACAUCCAUCACAAGCAGUACAAUCCAAUCCUUUCAGUCUGUGUUUGACGUUCCAAGGUCACACAUUUUCUGGUUUACCAGAUUUAGUGAACGAAUACCUUGUACGUACAGAUAUAUCGGAUGGUGACCCCGACAAUGGGACAAGGUGUCAGAGAGUGUGCUCGGACCUUCCGUACAACGGGAUUCUGUCCAGUUACAAGAAAUAACUUAGUCAGACAGUGGUAUCAGCGCAUGAUCCCAGUCAGAUCUAAACACAGGAGCAUGCCUGGUCGUGAUAUGUUUUCUACAUGCAUAGGCGUUACCUGACAUGCGUUACAAUAUGUACAUUGUACUGUAUGUUAUGCAUAGAUUAAGCAGCUCCUUGUAAAUGGGGAAGAGAUUGCUACAUUGAAUUUCAAGCUAGAGACAUGAUAUUUAUUUUUUAUGCUGGACAGGCCUUUGGAAUGCUCUUGAAAUACAAUUAACAUUGGAGGUUGUGUACACUGUUGUUGGGCGCAAUUUGGUUAUGUGCCCCUAAGGGUAAUUCUUAAGGUAAUUAAUUCUUUGUGUACUGAAGCAACCCCUGUGAUUAUAUGACAUGUUUGUAAGAACAAAUGCAACUGGAAAUAAUACAAUCAAGUGAAAAUGAAGUCAAGGUCAAGGCAUAUAUAGGGUAGCUAGAGGCAGAGAAUUGGCUGUACUGCAUUUGAUAGCAUUAGGGAUCAGGAUGAAAGUACAUCGAUAUUGGUGGGGUUAGCUGUCACCUGAUUUGGUGAAUUCCAAAUGGUUCAUGAUGCAUAUUACUCGUGGGAAGUUCAGGAAAAAGUGAGUUU